Cicer arietinum (chickpea) is the source of this 3177-nucleotide messenger RNA. RefSeq names its product protein SCARECROW. NCBI's taxonomy places the organism in Eukaryota, Viridiplantae, Streptophyta, Magnoliopsida, Fabales, Fabaceae. The record is from RefSeq and is a predicted model, not a curated record.
AGACGAAUGACUAGCCGCCGUGAGCAGUUUUGAUCCAUGUUCUCCCCAAGACACACACACCCCCUUUUUCUAUGUUUUGCACCCUCCUAUGCAAGAGAUAUCAGAAGCAUCCAAAAGCCAAAAGGCAUAGAGAAGCGUGUUAUUAGCAGCUACUUGAAUUGAAAAUAAAAAGAGAAUCAAAUUACAAUUUCUAAGGAAUCCUUUACCUACUGUCCCAAUCUUCACAACAUUAUCUCCUUGUAAUUAACUUUGGAACAACACAACACAUGCUUUUGCUUAAACCAACAUUACUACCAUGUCUCCCCCUUAAUCAUUUCAUACUACUUCUUCACAUUCAAUUUUCUUCCUUCUCAUAAAAUCAACCGUUUUUAUUUUAUUCAUUAAUGGCUACUUGUGCUUUAUUCAAUGGUGUUAGAUGCAACAAUAGUACUACCGAAGAAAGCAACAACAACAACAACAAUAGUGCCUCUAACUCCAGCAACCUCAGCAGUGAAGAAUUACACACUCUACAACACAACAACAUGCUUCCUCAUUCUGAAAGAAAAAUUCUCAGAAAAAGAUUGGCUUCAGAAAUGGAACCUCAAAUUCAAGUUCAUACCCCCCAACCACACCCCCACAAUUCUUCUUCAACAACAACAGAUAAUAAUAACUAUCAUAGAUUUUCUCGUCGAACCAACACUUCCUCAUGUUUACCUGCAUCCACACAAAAAGGGGUCUCAACAACAACAACAACUACUUUAGCUGCAGGUACUAAUAAUAAUAAUAAUAAUAAUACUAAUAACUAUCAUUAUCAUAAUAAUAACAAUAUUAACACUAAUAAUAAUAAUAUUAUUAGUCAAAAUAGCAAUGCUUUGACAUCAUCACGAGAUAACAAUGUUGUUGGUAUACAAAACUACCCCACAGUGACACUCACAACCAACUACUCCACUAUGUUGUUACCUUCUUCCAAUCUCAACAAUUUCCAACUAGAACAACAACAGCAACAGCAACAACACAAUCCUCUUCCUUCUAUCUGUGGUUUCUCUGGUUUACCACUUUUUCCAUCUCAAAACCAAACAAACAACACUGCCAAUAAUAUUGUUGAUGUUGUUAAUUCUUCAUCUUCUUCUUCAAUGGAAGAAACUUCAGCUACAACUACUUGGAUUGAUGGUAUUCUAAAGGAUCUUAUUCACAGUUCUAACAGUGUUUCGAUUCCUCAACUCAUCAACAAUGUUAGAGAGAUUAUAUAUCCUUGUAAUCCAAACCUUGCUCUUGUUCUUGAACAUAGGCUUCGUCUUCUCACAGAAACUACACCACCCAAAAACACAGAAAGACUUGUUCUUCCUCCUAAUAAUGUUUCAACAAUGAAACACAUGAACCCUGUUGAUACCAUUGUUCCAAGUUUGCAUUUUUCUGAUUCUUCACCCAUUUUUCCCAAUUGGGUUGUUCCUCAAAUAACAAACACACUUCAAGAAACUUCCAACAACAACAAUAACCCUUUGGUUACUUUACCUUCACAACCAUCAACACAACAAGAUCAAGAGGAACAACAACAACAACAACAACAACAAAUUCAAGAUCUUGCUGCAGCACCUACUGCUGCUGAUUUAGCACAAACAAGAAAGAAGAAAGAGGAAAUGAAAGAACAGAAGAAGAAAGAUGAAGAGGGUUUACACCUUCUAACGCUACUUCUCCAAUGUGCAGAAGCUGUAUCAGCUGAAAAUCUAGAAGAUGCAAACAAGAUGUUACUUGAGAUUUCACAGCUCUCAACACCAUUUGGAACAUCAGCACAAAGAGUAGCAGCUUAUUUCUCAGAAGCAAUUUCAGCAAGACUAGUGAGUUCAUGUUUAGGUAUCUAUGCAACACUUCCAAACACACCACACAGUCAAAAAGUUGCUUCAGCUUUUCAAGUCUUCAAUGGUAUAAGCCCUUUUGUGAAAUUCUCUCAUUUCACUGCUAACCAAGCUAUACAAGAAGCAUUUGACAGAGAAGACAGAGUUCACAUCAUAGAUCUUGAUAUAAUGCAAGGUUUACAAUGGCCUGGUCUUUUUCAUAUUCUUGCUUCAAGACCAGGUGGACCUCCUUAUGUGAGACUCACUGGAUUAGGAACUUCUAUGGAAACACUUGAAGCUACUGGUAAACGUUUGUCUGAUUUUGCUUGUAAACUUGGUCUUCCUUUUGAGUUCUUUCCUGUUGCUGAAAAAGUUGGAAAUGUUGAUCCUGAUAAGCUUAAUGUUAGUAAAUCAGAAGCUGUUGCUGUUCAUUGGUUGCAACAUUCUUUAUAUGAUGUUACUGGUUCAGAUACAAACACUUUGUGGCUCUUGCAAAGGUUGGCACCUAAAGUGGUAACGGUAGUGGAACAAGACUUAAGCAAUGCAGGUUCAUUUUUAGGAAGGUUUGUGGAAGCAAUACAUUACUAUUCAGCACUAUUUGAUUCACUUGGUUGUAGCUAUGGUGAAGAGAGUGAAGAGAGACAUGUUGUUGAACAGCAACUAUUAUCAAGAGAGAUUCGUAAUGUACUUGCUGUUAGAGGACCAUCAAGGAGUGGUGAGAUAAAGUUUCAUAAUUGGAGAGAAAAACUUCAACAGUGUGGUUUUAGAGGCAUUUCUUUGGCUGGUAAUGCUGCUACACAAGCUAGUCUUUUACUUGGUAUGUUCCCUUCUGAAGGGUAUACUUUGGUUGAGGAUAAUGGUAUCCUUAAACUUGGUUGGAAAGAUCUUUGUUUGCUUACUGCUUCAGCUUGGAGACCUCCCUUUCAUACCAACAAUGCCAUUCCACUUCAUAACUAAUCUCUGAACGGAAUUAGUGCAUGUUUGGUUUCACAGCGAAUUUGGUAGAAUCACGGUAUGUUGGUGGUUUUUUUAAGUAAAAAGUACACUUUAGAGUUUUAAUAAAAUUAAAAUUUUACCGUAAUUUUGCUAAAUUUACUGUGAAUUUAAACAUGUAUUUUAAAUGGAUUCUCUAUGGUCACCCGUCAUUGUAGUUAUGAUCUCGGUCGUUGACGAAGAUCUGACGGUUAUAAUUGAUUUACUGAACUUUAAUGUGAGCCGUCUGAUAUGGUAUAGGUGAUUGGAGUGAUUGUUGGUUCUCAAUGUGAUGGUCUUUUUGAACUUCAUAUAUAUUCUAAUAAUACUUCUAUGUAGCAUCACUAUGUUCCUUAAUUAAAAAAUUUAAGAGAGAUUGGUAGGUGUUUAGAAA